CCCGAAUACAGGACGAUAAAUAAACACGCUCUCGGAACGCUCCGAGCCACCAAGAGCUCCAACUGGUUCCGACACUCCAGUCUGCAACACCCCAGCCCUAUGAGGCGUGGACGGUGGCCCUUUCCGACGGCCGUCAUGCCCGAGACCGACGUGGUGGCCCCGCGGCCCAAGCGGCACAAGAUCGAUGUCGCGUGUGAAAUGUGCAGGGCGAGGAAGGUUCGAUGUGACGGGAUUCGACCAACAUGCGGGAACUGUCACAAGCGACUUGAUAUGCGGGACCGCUGCACAUACAGCGCCGGCCCCAUAGAGAGGACAACCGAUUCGCACAGUGUUAUCACUGUUUCUACUCCCAGAAGUAUUGCAGAGGGGCUGCCACAACAAGCAGCAAGUCAUGGUCAAGGACCCGCCAUCCCCGACCCGCCGAUGCGAGGCGGUAAUGCAAGCAGUAGCCCGCCAGUCCGGAGACGGAUGGCCUAUCCCGCCCCGGCUCUCGAUGCAGGUUUUGGUGUGCCGUCUCCGGCUUCCGGCCAUGCACCAAGCGUUGCAGGCGAGUCCCAGAUCGACUCCAUGACGACGGUCGUGGAGGAGGGAACGAGCACAGCGCAGUAUUUUGGCAGCAGCAGCGCCGGAUCCUUCACGAAGCAGAUCAAGGCCGCCAUCGAUGCAAGACUGGGCAAGUCACCGCAGCCGGCCCCGUCGUCCUCGCACCACAACAACAACAACAGAGCUUCGUUCGCAGGGCCUGCAUCGCCAGGGUCCCGAGAUGCCGGGAGCAACUGGAACAUAGCAGAUGACCCAAACUAUGUGCUGCCGGGCCGUCGGCAGGCCGAUCAUCUGAUGGACCUGUACUGGCACUACGUCGACACGCUGUACCCCUUUCUCGACCGGGAGAAGUGGGGCCGGUACUACGCCAACAUGUUCGCGGGCACGCCGCUGGGCACGGACGAGCGCAUCUUCGUGUCGACGCUCAACAUCAUAUUUGCGCUGUCGACGCAGCUGAUCGAGUCGCUGCGGCCGGAGCAGCGCGACGAGAGCAGCCGGGUGUAUUUCCAGCGGGCGCAGGCCCUAAUGCGGCUCAGCCUGUGGGAGCCCGGGUCGCUGGAGCUGGUGCAGUGCCUGUUGCUCAUGAGCCAGUACCUGCAGACCACCAGCAACGCGCACCAGACCUGGAUGGUGGUGGGCGCUGCCGUGCGGACGGCGCAGAGCUUGGGCCUGCAUCUACCCGAGACGUCGGCGGGCAUUGCCGACCUUGUCGAGCGCGAACUCGUUCGCAGGCUGUGGCAUGGCUGUGUCCUGAUGGAUCGCAUGGUUUCCAUGACCCACGGACGGCCGCCGAUCAUCUUGCACCAGCACGCCUCGGCUGUUCCCCUGCCACUCUCUUCACAUCCCGGCCGACAAGGGUUCGACAAUGAGCAAAUACGCGUGUCGUUCUUUGUGCAGUCGGUCCAGCUGUAUGAGAUCAUCCACUUGAGCAUCAUUGCCUUCUACUUGACGGGCGAGGCGGAGCCCAGCCCACAGGGAGCCCGAGAGAAAGACCUGGAGACUCUCUUAAGACUGGACAGCGCUUUGGAAACGUGGGAGCAGAACCUGCCUCCCCAUCUGUGCUUCGCCACGGUUCAAAAUCUGGAAAAUGACAUCUCCAAGCGCCAAGCGGUAAUUCUUCGGCUUCGGUUCCUCCAAGCUCGGCUCCUUCUCCUGCGGCCGACCAUGGCGCGGUUCUGCCUGGACCAGCCUCCGCCCAAAGAGUCCAAGUCGACGGGCGGCUUGGCGUCGCGCAUGGUGCAGCAGGUGGCGUCUCUGUGCGUGGCCACGGCACAGGAAGUCGUGUCGGUGCUCGCACGGUUCGAGGCGCACGACGGCACCGUCGGCUUGCUGCCGGCGUGGUGGUACCGCCUCUACUUUGUCUACUCGGCCGCCACCAUCCUCAUCGUGGCGCGGCUGCGGCCCGAGCUCGCGGGCGACAACGGGCUGCAGCGCUCGUGGGAGGAGGCCGUCUCGGUGCUGCGGGCCCACGAGCGGUUCGGCCAGUCGGCGCGGCGGUGCGUCGCCGUCUUGAACAUCCUGUCCGGACGUAUCAUGCAGAACCAGCAAGCAGCUGCCACGAGACCGCCCGAGGAAGGCCCAGGUCCGGGGGAUGAGAGUCAGGCUGCGAACCCGACCUUCUUUGACCCGGCCGAGUCGCUCCAGCAGUUUGGCGACCUGGGCGCCUUCUUCCCCGACUUGGAGCUGCCGGGCCUGGCGUUUGGCGCGAACGAUCUCUCCGAUUUGAACAUGCAUGCCUGGGAGCUGCUCACGGGCAAUCAGCCGUGGGCGAUGGACACGGGCAAGCCGCAAGAGUAGUAAGAGCAGACGGACUUCUAUGUAUGCGACUAAUACUGUACAUCAAUGUCCAUUUAUUCAAACGCCAUCUUAUUUUUCACCGCGCCCAGCUGGCUUAUCUGCACUUCCACCACAUCUCCGUCGUUUAGGUACCUUGGCUCCUUCAUCCCCAUCGCCACGCCCGACGGUGUCCCGGUCAGAAUCACGGUCCCCGCCACUAGUGUGGUCCCCUGGCUGCAAAAGGCAAUAAUAUCCUCAACUCCGAACAGCAGAUCCGAGGUGCUCGUGUUCUGGCGCUCUUCGCCGUUGACAAACGUCUGCAGCGUCAACCCACUCGCGUUGCCCACCACGGAGGGGGCCAC
This is a messenger RNA of Chaetomium strumarium, 2681 nucleotides long. RefSeq names its product fungal-specific transcription factor domain-containing protein. Gene Ontology annotation, biological process: positive regulation of transcription from RNA polymerase II promoter by galactose; DNA-templated transcription. Gene Ontology annotation, cellular component: nucleus. NCBI's taxonomy places the organism in Eukaryota, Fungi, Ascomycota, Sordariomycetes, Sordariales, Chaetomiaceae. The record is from RefSeq and is a predicted model, not a curated record. Gene Ontology annotation, molecular function: DNA-binding transcription factor activity, RNA polymerase II-specific; RNA polymerase II cis-regulatory region sequence-specific DNA binding; zinc ion binding. The transcript is spliced from 2 exons. Bases 100 to 2340 code for a protein of 746 amino acids.